This is a messenger RNA of Salarias fasciatus (jewelled blenny), 3667 nucleotides long. Its product is annotated as regulation of nuclear pre-mRNA domain-containing protein 2-like. Gene Ontology annotation, biological process: mRNA 3'-end processing. Gene Ontology annotation, molecular function: RNA polymerase II complex binding. The record is from RefSeq and is a predicted model, not a curated record. Lineage: Eukaryota; Metazoa; Chordata; Actinopteri; Blenniiformes; Blenniidae.
GACUCAGCUGAAAGAUGGCGGCCGGCUCGGGCGCUGCAAGCGGCCACGGAGCCCGCAGCUCCAGCACCGCCGCUCUGGAGGCGUCCUUGGACCGGCGGUUUCAAGGAGUAUCAAACACUAUGGAGUCGAUACAGGGACUUUCGACUUGGUGCAUUGAAAACAAGAAGCACCACGGCCUGAUCGUCCGCCACUGGGUGAAGUGGCUCAAGAAGUCCGACAACAAUCAUCGAUUGAAUCUCUUCUACGUCGCCAAUGACGUGAUCCAAAACUAAAGAAAGAAUGCCAUUGUCUUUCGCUCGGCUUUCGCAGACGUCCUUCCCAACGCUGCUCUGCUCAUCAAGGACAUGAAGGUCCGGAAAUCAAUAGAAAGGAUCUUCACGAUUUGGGAGGAAAGAAGCGUUUAUCCUGAAGAGGUCAUCGGUCAGUUCAAAGCUAAUUUGAACAAAAAGGAAAAGGAGCGAGAGAAGCAGAAGGAAAAAGAAAAAGAGAAGGAAAAGGAGAAGGAGAAAGAGAAAGUAAAAGAGGCUCCAUCUGCAGUUGUCCCGGCCAAAACCAAAGCGGCCCUGAAGUCCAAAAUUGUAGCAGAGUUCACAGUAAGUUGUCGUCAUUCCCUCGUGGAGCAGCUGCUGAGCUACAAGCGAGCCGUCGCUGAAGAGGAGUUCAGGGAGAAGCAGCUCACAGCCCUCCGGGUGGACGUCUGCAGCGAGGCCCUCAAGAGGCUUAAAGAUAAAGCAGGAGGGAACAAGUUCGCGAAGGACUUUGAGGACGGAAGUCUGAAGCUGCAGGAGUUUGUCGGAUUCCUGGAGACGGAGUUGAAAACGGGGCCGCCUCUGCUCGAGGCUCUGGGAAACGCAGACAUUUUCUACGAGAUGCAGUACAAGGAGGUCAAGAUCGUGGCCAAUGCAUAUAAUGCUUUUGCCAACCGUGUGGCCAGCCUGAAGAGGAAGCUGGAUUCUCUCAAGUCGACCCUCCCCGGGCCUGAAGACUCUCCCAUCCCCUCGCCAUCGGAAGAUGCCCCCUCGCCCUCCGGCUCCGACUCGCCCUUCCUGGGCGUGGUCUCUGGCAGAGCUCAGGUGGAUCCAGAGCUGGACUGGAAGGCCAUGGACGAGGCAGAGCUGCCGAGCGACAACAGGGACACGGAGGACAUGGACAUGUCUGACGAGGAGGCGGCGCCCGCUGCAGGAGGCGGUGACGACAAAGACAAGCCGUCCGCUGCUGUUGCAAAGACCGCAAAAACCGAAACGGCUGCAAAGUCUCCAAACCCGCCGGCAAAAGUCUCCAAACCCGCCGCUCCGGCCGUCACCUCGGGCCCGGUCACUCCCACGUCCACUCCCACCACGAGCGCUCCCGCCGCCGCCGCCCCUCUGGGGGUCAACCUGGCCAAAGUGGACCUGGGGAAGAUCAGCUCCAUUCUCAGCUCCCUCACCUCUGCCAUGAAGAAUACAGGAGUCAGUCCGUCACCUCGGCCGUCUCCUGGGACGCCCACCACACCCGGCGGCCAAUCGUCCGCUGCCAAAGUGACGCCGCAGAGCCCAGCGCUGGCCAGCAUCCUGUCACGUGUCGACAUAACCCCAGAGGGAUCCUCAGUUGUGACAAACAGCAGCUCGGCUCUCCGACACGAACCCCCGGAAUCGACGAGCGUCAAAACCCCGAUAACCCCAGUUACCCCGGUUACCCCGACAACCCCGAAAACGAAGGCUCCUGUGAUCAAUAGCCUCAAGCGAGACACGCCGGUCAGGAACAGAGACUGGGAGACGGAGAGACAGCUGUCCCCCCCUCCUCCUCCUCCUCCUCGCCCUUCAGCGCCGUGUCCCCCCCCCAGUUUAGAAUCCAAGAUCAACAGUUUCUUGCAGGGCAACCCGGGUUUCAGCCUGGCGCUCGGGGACGUCAGUCCCGACGGGGUGGACGGGACGCCGGUGAGAGACGAGGCGGCCGGCACUCCGACCCAGGACGAGAUCAUGGACACGCCCGGGAGCGUGCCCGAGUCUCUGGGCUCCUCUGGAGGCCACGCGCUGUCGCCCACCGCCUACCGCAGCGAGCCCUGGGACGCCGUGAUCACGCCGUCGGGAAGCAACAGCGACGGGGACUUCCUGGGCUCGUCGUCUUCCCGGUACGGCGCCGGGAAGAAGAAACUGAAGGACGACGAAGCGAUGAGCACAAGGAAGACGGUGUCGUCCUCUCCCGCUAACGACCUGAGGGGGAAGAAAGACGAACACGGCCAGCUGAGGAUGCUGGGAAACAACAAAGUGAUGGGAGAGAGGAGGCUGUCCGGCGCCUCGCGUAAGACCAGCAUCGGCUCAGAUGACGGGAAAAGAGAGGACAAAGGAAAAGGUCAGGCGUCUGGCGGAGACGGGAAGGGGGGCCAGUACCACCGCAUCGAGACGCUGGUGUCGCCCUGCACGGAGGGGACGCCCAUCCAGACUCUGGGCUACUCCAACCGGCCGCUCGCCGGCGAGCGCAUCAAGACAGUAGAGAGCAUACGCGUGAUUGGCCGAGGCUCGCGGCGAGGGGCGGGGGCCGGCGGCCGGCCGGGCGGAGCCAUGUGGUACGAAGAGGAGGAGUACCUGGAGGCGCAGCCUCCGUCGCCUGAACGCCCCCCUCCUCCUCCUCAGCAUCCCCAACGGGGCGCCGAAGACCUGAUCCCCCCGACCCCGCCCCCGCAUUUCCUCCCGCCUCACCUCCACCCUCCGCCGGGCCCCCCACCUGCACCUCCCCCCCACAGUCCGUUCCCGGCGCCCUAUCACCCCGAGCACCUCCAGACCGCCCCGCCGCUCCACCACCAUCAGCCCCCCCCCACGCCCCCCUUCUUUGGCGCCCCCCCGCCCAUCCCUCGGCCCCCCCUCCUCCUCCUCCCAUCCCGCAGCGGCGCCCCCCGCGGCUCACCCCCUAUGCCGUCUGCCGUCAUGGGGGGGGUGUUGGUCCCCAUCGACCGCCCCUGCGCUCCUCCCCAGGUUAGGUCUGAAAGUGGCGAGCGGGGUGGCGGGGGGCAUCGGGGAAACAAGUCGGCCCCCCAGCCCCUAAUGCCCUCGCUGCUCGGUGAGCCGCCAAAGCACCCCCGGCCCGGCACGGUCAAAGAGCAUUUCGUCCCCCGCCACGCGCCCCUGCACCGCCCCGGCGCCCCGGGCGUUCCUCCGCCUUUACUGGGGAGAGUCAAAGAGCCGCUCAGUCUCCACCUUCCCCCCCACUCCCCGACGUCCUCCACCCCCCCCCCCUCCACACCCAACUCCCCCGCAUUCGACACGGCGCCGCCGCCACCGCCGCCGCCUCGCUCCCUGCCUCAGCCGACCCCCAACCCCGUCCCCUCCUCAACCUGCCCCCGAUGCUCCCGCCCCAUGCUGCAGAGGCCCCCUCUGCGGGGCAGAGCCCCCUCCCAGCACCCCGACCGCCACCACUCCGGCAGGGGUUUUCGCGGCGGGAAGCGGCCCGGCCCUCCGUUCGCCGGCGGCCCGUUCCACUCUCAGAAGAGGCCGUUCCUGCCGCCGCGCUACUGAGGCGGUCCGCCACCACGAGCCCGACGAGAGCCGCAAGCCACGCCUCUAGAAGUGCAGUGUGUGUUAGCCCUGCUGGUAUGAGCCCCGCUGUCUCUCUGUUCAUAAGCUUGAAUUAAAAACUACCUUAGGCUGUGUGUAAAUAGUUGAUACACAAAUAAAAGACGUGAUAGUCGUCA